CACAUUCCUGGGCGCCUCGUCACUUCCCCUGUCCUGGCGGCUUCGGCCGCUCUCGGGACAAACUCACUGAGCGAAGCGGCAGGGCCAUGACCUUAGGGGCGCUGCUGCUGCUUCUGGGGGUGCUCGGGGCGCCCCUCGCCCCAGGCGCCCGCGGGUCGGAAGUCGAAGGCCGACUGCGUGAGAAACUUUUCUCGGGCUAUGACAGCUCGGUGCGGCCGGCGCGGGAGGUGGGAGACCGCGUCGGGGUCAGCAUUGGCCUCACCCUGGCGCAGCUCAUCAGCCUGAACGAGAAGGAUGAAGAGAUGAGCACAAAGGUGUACUUAGACCUGGAGUGGACGGACUACAGGCUAAGCUGGGAUCCUGCAGAAUACGAUGGCAUCGAAUCUCUCCGCAUCACCGAUGACUCUGUCUGGCUCCCUGAUGUGGUGCUGCUGAACAACAAUGACGGAAAUUUUGACGUUGCUCUGGACAUCAACGUCGUGGUAUCCUUCGAGGGCUCUGUGCGCUGGCAACCCCCUGGCCUGUACCGCAGCAGCUGCAGCAUCCAGGUCACCUACUUCCCCUUUGACUGGCAGAACUGCACCAUGGUAUUUAGUUCCUACAGCUAUGACAGCUCGGAGGUCAGCCUGAAGACAGGCCUCGGUCCUGACGGGCAGGAAAGGCAGGAAAUCUACAUUCACGAAGGGACCUUCAUUGAGAAUGGCCAAUGGGAGAUUAUCCACAAACCUUCUAGGUUAAUCCAGCGACCAGGGGACCCCAGAGGAGGGAAGGAGGGCCAUCGAGAGGAAGUCACUUUCUAUCUCAUUAUCCGACGGAAGCCUCUCUUCUACCUGGUCAAUGUCAUUGCCCCGUGCGUCCUCAUCACUGUCCUGGCCAUCUUCGUCUUCUACCUCCCCCCAGACGCAGGAGAGAAGAUGGGGCUCUCGAUUUUCGCCCUGCUGACCCUCACUGUGUUCCUGCUGCUACUGGCAGACAAAGUGCCUGAGACCUCCCUGGCGGUCCCCAUCAUUGUCAAAUAUCUCAUGUUUACCAUGGUCCUCGUCACCGUCUCAGUCAUCCUCAGCGUCGUGGUCCUCAACUUGCACCAUCGAUCACCCCACACCCACCAAAUGCCCUUUUGGGUCCGCCAGAUCUUCAUUCACAAGCUCCCUCCAUGCCUGGGUCUGAAAAGGCCCAAGCCCGAAAGAGACCAACUGCCACAUCACACUUUUACUCCAACAAGUGGCUGGGGCCGAGGAACUGAUGAAUAUUUCAUCCGGAAGCCUCCAAGUGAUUUUCUUUUCCCUAAACUUAACAGGUUUCAGCCUGAAUUAUCUGCCCCGGACCUGCGACGAUUUAUCGAUGGCCCAACCCGGACUGUUGGUCUGCCUCAGGAGCUACGCGAGGUCAUUUCUUCAAUCAGCUACAUCGCCCGACAGCUGCAGGAACAGGAGGACCACGAUGCUCUAAAGGAGGACUGGCAGUUUGUCGCCAUGGUUGUGGAUCGUCUUUUCCUGUGGACAUUCAUCGUUUUCACAAGCGUCGGGACCCUGGUCAUUUUCUUAGAUGCCACGUACCAUUUGCCCCCUCCUGAACCUUUUCCCUGAGGACCGGAGGGCCAUUUUUGCCAACGGUUGCAAGUGCUCUCAAGCUGUGACCACUUAACUCCUGUAAAAAUCUAGUUUCUGGGAAGGCGUUGAAGUGAGACUUGGGCUGGGUAGGUGCCUUAAAUGUACCUGAAAUGUCAUUAUUUAGGGUCUCGUCCUUCUGGGUUUUUUGUUUUUGAGACAGAGUCUCACCCUGUGGUCCAGGCUAGCUGGCAACUACGUAUCCCAGGCUGGCCUCAAACUCACAGCAAUGUUAGUUCCUUAGCCUACCAAAUGUUGGGAUUAUAGGCCUGGUGAGCCAGCGCACUUGGAUUUGGAUUCUUGAAGUUACACUGAAUGUCACAGCUUUGAUCCCUAACAAAAUAGAAUUAUACGCAGUAGAUUGUAAGCCUUUUGAGGACAGGAAAUGUGUUAGCGACUCUAAUGUUCCUAGGAAUGUACACAGGUCCUAGCCCAUAAGUGCUUAAUAUUUAUUUAAUGAAGAGAGGGGGGAUAAUUCUGGAAGGAAAUAUAGAAAAUAUACUGGCUACAACUGAAUGUAAAAAUUGUCUAUUUUUAACUUUCUAUAAUUUAUUUUUUUGUAAUGAUUAUCACCUUUAAACUGAAAAGGUAUUUCUAAAAGGUCUGUAUUUGCAAUGAGAAAACAUUAAAACCAAACCAAAACAAAA
This is a messenger RNA of Peromyscus maniculatus bairdii (prairie deer mouse), 2254 nucleotides long. It is a transcript of the gene Chrnb1, whose product is annotated as cholinergic receptor nicotinic beta 1 subunit. Gene Ontology annotation, molecular function: acetylcholine-gated monoatomic cation-selective channel activity; transmembrane signaling receptor activity. The record is from RefSeq and is a predicted model, not a curated record. Gene Ontology annotation, cellular component: postsynaptic membrane. Gene Ontology annotation, biological process: monoatomic ion transmembrane transport. NCBI's taxonomy places the organism in Eukaryota, Metazoa, Chordata, Mammalia, Rodentia, Cricetidae.